Alternaria ventricosa is the source of this 1044-nucleotide messenger RNA. RefSeq lists its product as uncharacterized. Bases 1 to 1044 code for a protein of 347 amino acids. The transcript has 2 exons. The record is from RefSeq and is a predicted model, not a curated record. Lineage: Eukaryota; Fungi; Ascomycota; Dothideomycetes; Pleosporales; Pleosporaceae.
AUGGACACCAAACACCCAACUGAGCACACCGAAGAGAACCCCGAACUGACCGAACAACAAUCAGACGUGAUCGCCUCCGAAGACUUCUUUCAGCAUGGUAUCUCAGGACUCUACAUCACUGCCCCGCCUGAAAACCCCUCUGGCCAGACCACUGUAGUUAAGCACGACAAGCACACCGAAGACACGUAUCUCGUAUGGGACUCUUCGUGGACUUCAACACAACAUGUCCUCGGCGAUACAAAGAAGCCCGCAUUCUCAAGCAGCGUUCUCUCCAGCGGCGCCAUCAUAGCGAACGAUGAACUAGACCAGACGAUAACUAUCAUCCGUAGUGUACCCGAAGAUUCCGUCCACGAGUAUGAUAAGCUCAUUCAGGAGUACGCGAGGAUUAAUGACCCAGCGAAGGUGUCUCCCGAUGUGUUCCAAAAUCCCAUCCCACCACGCCCAGUGGACAAGAAAAGUGAAGAGGAAGAAGACGGCGACGCAGCGAUUGCCUCUGCACCCGCUAUCACUGCGCCUGUAGAUAUGGACAACUCGCUAUUCCUUCACGUACACGAGCAUCAUACGAGCCACGCAACCCUUACCCUCGACGAGAAAACCAUGUUACUAUACCUCAACCCCACACAAGGCACCUCACACCGGAAGACCAUCCAUUUCAGAGGCAGGGGCGGUGAAGACCCACUCAUCAUCGAAUGCUACCCUUUCAAAGAAGGUCGCACCCUCCGCUUUAACGACUGCGAUCUCUUCACCACAACCGGCCGGGGAGAUGAUAAAAUACGGCAUAAUUACAAGGAAUACCAUGUUCAUCUUCCGCAGGACGUAUGGCAUGCAGGCUUCUCUCAUGAAGUCAUGACUGGUCGUGAAAGAAGGGCGUAUGGUCCGCAUAACCCACAGCAGGCGGAGUACAACGCUGGUGUCUUUCCUCGGUUUAUGGAUGCAUUGGAAAGACUUGUGGGGGCGGAUAACAUGAAGAGGUGCAAGAAGGAUGGCGAUGAUUUAGUAGAUGGAGACGCGGAGGAUGAUGACAGCGAUGGAGACAUUGAAUAG